GUAUAUACUUCGAAUUCGUACUGACUCGCAUCAUGGUCAGGCCAAGAGGUUGCAGUGCGAAGCAAUUUGCACACCUCACCGUUCUACAUGCAGUAGGAAAGCGAUUGUACUGGGUUGAGAUGCUCUGGUUACGAUAGCGCAACAUCAUGCCUGGAAGCCCUCCGGAUUACGGCUCCAUCGCAUACUGGGAGAACCGCUUUGCUUCUGAGCUCAACGAAAAGGAAUCUCUGCGCAAUGAGUUUGAAUGGCUUGGGGACGGAAGCUCGACACUUCUGCCUGCCCUCACCGAGCAUUUGCAAGUGAGCAGCUCUGCAGCGAAGUCGUUCGGCGUGCUGAAUAUUGGCUGUGGGAAUAGCGCACUUCAUGUCGCCGUUCGGUCGUUGUACGAACAGCAUGGGCUUGAUUUCGGUCAGAUUUUGAACCUCGACUAUUCGGCUUCAGCACUCAAGGCCGCGAGUGUUAUAGAGCAACGAGCAUUCCCUUCGCAGUCAAACGCGCAAGAGCAUAUGACCUACAAGCUGGCGGACUUGCUUCAAUGGUCUUCUCUGAACGGCGCAUUGCAAAACCGCGUUUUCGAUGCCAUACUGGACAAGAGCACAGCAGACGCCAUCGCCACGGCAGCAGAAGUGGUGCUACUGCCGAUCGCUUCGGUUUCAGCUGCGGCAGCGGGACUUGCUUACCAAGAAAGCUUAUGCCCGCUUUUGCCCCUCUCACUGCGCAGCUACAUGACACUGCCCCCCACAGAUACCAGGAUCGCCUACGCCUUGCCGCCGGACGCGAAGCGCAUUCAUCCUGUCCGCCUGCUUGCGGUUCACCUCGCCGCUGUCGUCAAGCCGGGUGGCAUCUGGCUGAUAUUGAGCUAUUCCUCAAUACGGUGCGAAUUUCUUCAAGACAGUGCGUUUCCUGAAGAUGAGCUGGCGAUAAACAGACUCUGGGUGCUAGAUCGGACGGUACCGUUGGAAGUCGAAGAUGCGAGUGGAAGCGCUUUCGCGCCUAAGGUCCAGCAUUGGUGUUAUGCGCUGCGACGAAGGGAUCACAACGAUGCACUGUGAUUCAGAUGGGCUAAAUGUAGAAUAUGCGCAGAAGCCUGCACUAGGCAGAUGGAUUUAAGGAUACCGAAC
Molecule: messenger RNA, 1121 nt
Organism: Tilletiaria anomala UBC 951
Lineage: Eukaryota; Fungi; Basidiomycota; Exobasidiomycetes; Georgefischeriales; Tilletiariaceae
Exons: 2
Coding region: 147-1052 (301 amino acids)
Source: RefSeq, a predicted model, not a curated record